This is a messenger RNA of Petromyzon marinus (sea lamprey), 699 nucleotides long. The record is from RefSeq and is a predicted model, not a curated record. Lineage: Eukaryota; Metazoa; Chordata; Hyperoartia; Petromyzontiformes; Petromyzontidae.
AUGCCUCUCUCCUUCUGCGGAAGUGACAACAGCUCCGCUUACAGCGUGGACAAGGGCGUCCUCAAAAAUGCCUGCUUUGUGGAUGCUCUCAACCUGGUGCCUCACGUCUUCCUGCUCUUCAUCACGUGCCCCAUCCUCUUCAUAGCGAAGACUAAUCUUGUGGGAAUCUCACCGGCAUCUGUGGCAAAACCCGUCAGACCGAAGGUUUUGGGUUUAAGUUAUAUUUACCAUUGCGACACUGCCUCAUGUGACAGUGAUGGACUACGCUCUUUGUUGUUGCCCAUUGACUGCGGUGCAGGCUGGGGCAGCCAGAGCUCCAAGGUGCAGAUCCACCACAGCACGUGGCUACACUUCCCGGGGCAUAGCCUGCGAUGGGUCCUCACAUUCACCCUCUUCUUCGUGGGCUUCUGCGAGAUCGCCGAGGGCAUGGUCUCGGACAGCUUCCUGCCAACGAGCCACCUCCACCUCUACAUGCCACCCAUGAUGGGGUUCAUCGCUGGCUUGGCCUCCAUCGUCUAUUACCACAACAUCGAGACGUCCAACUUCCCGAAGCUCUUGCUGGGUAAGCCACAUAUCUUACAUUCCUGUCUGUGCAGUAUUUUAUUUAGCUGUUAAUUGUACACUUAGAGCAGGGCUGCGUUAUUGGCAAGCAGAUCGCAGGGCAGAACAAUCAAUUGUAUUGUACUUCUAUGUUCCUAA